Molecule: messenger RNA, 586 nt
Organism: Drosophila erecta
Lineage: Eukaryota; Metazoa; Arthropoda; Insecta; Diptera; Drosophilidae
Exons: 2
Coding region: 17-586 (189 amino acids)
Source: RefSeq, a predicted model, not a curated record
CGAUUUAUCUGCAGUCAUGAAUUUUUGGCUUUUAAUCUGGAGCUCCAUUCUCAUAUUUAAGUGUAUGAGAUGCGAGGAGAGGAACUUUCGCGUUUACAUCGAUGAAGUUAACAUUACACAAGUAGAUACAGAUUUGUAUGAAAAAUUUGAGUGCAAGGUUUACCAAGUGGACAAUCGCACCUAUAUGGAUUCGAGUCAUAUUUUCAAACGCACCGUUGACGAUAUAACCGUGCAUGCCGCCCUGGAUUUUUGGAAGCUGAACAGCAAGCAGAAAAUGAAGUUAUAUGAUGUUGAGUUUGAUGGAUGCUACAUUCUGGAAAAUUCUAACAAGAACCGAUUGUUCAAUAUGUUCGUAAAAAAUUUGAAAAAACAUUCAACUGUAAAAUUCAAAUGCCCCUUUCAAGCCAAUGUGAACUAUGAAUUUAAGAACUUGACGAUGAGCGAGCAGGAUUUUCCUUCGUUUGUACCUCUCGGAAAAUUCCGAUCCCUAAUUGAGUACAUCACAAAUCAAAAGUUGAGGUCUCGAGUCAUCGCAAGUGGAAAAAUUUCGCCGUAUCCAACUGACCCCUUUAAAGUACUAGAAUGA